CAGUAGUAGAGGCUGCUGUAGUUUAAAUUAAUGUCAACCUGCCUCUUCGCCGGGAGAACAAACCUAGCUCAGAUAGCGAAAGUACGGUGCUCAGCGCAACCUGCGAGCCCUUCACAGACAGUAACAUGGCUCGGCGGCCGAGAAACAGUGUUUACAGUAGCGAGGAGGAUGAGGAGGAGACCGAGAUGUACGAACAUGAUUACGACGGAACGCUGGCCAAGGCGGGGAAACGCCACCUUGGCAAAACACGCUGGACACGUGAAGAGGAUGAGAAGUUGAAGAAACUUGUCGAGCAUCACGGAUCAGAAGACUGGAAAGUCAUUGCAAGCUUACUAACUAAUCGUACAGAUGUGCAGUGCCAGCACAGGUGGCAGAAGGUUCUCAACCCAGAGCUCAUCAAAGGGCCAUGGACCAAAGAGGAGGACCAGAGGGUGAUCGAGCUGGUCCAGAAGUAUGGAGCCAAGCGCUGGUCGGUGAUCGCCAAGCACCUGAAGGGGCGCAUCGGCAAGCAGUGCCGCGAGCGCUGGCACAACCACCUCAACCCGGAGGUGAAGAAGACCUCGUGGACCGAGGAGGAGGACCGGAUCAUCUACCAGGCGCACGAGAAGCUGGGAAACCGCUGGGCCGAGAUCGCCAAGCUGCUCCCUGGCAGGACUGACAACGCUAUAAAGAACCACUGGAACUCCACCAUGAGGCGAAAGGUGGAACAGGAGGGCUACCUCCAGAGCACGGCGAAGAACACCAACUCCUCGCUCUCCAUCGGCCACGGCUACGUCAAAACCAGCAACCACAUCAUGGGUUUCCACCACCACUCGCCCAGUCACGCGCAGCUGCCUCCCUUGUCGCCGUACGCCUACAUGUCCGACGCACAAAGAGUACCGCUCCCAGUGGCCUGGCAUUUGAACAUGCGGAACAUUCCCCAGCAUGGAACCGCUGCUAUACAGAGACACUGUACAGAGGAGGACCCAGAGAAGGAGAAGAGGGUGAAGGAGAUCGAACUGCUGCUCAUGUCAACAGAAGAUGAGCUGAGAGGACAGCCAUCACUACCAAUGAAUUUGUCGUUUCCCAGCUGGGUCAGCCAGAGCUCUUUGACCAGCAGCUCAGACGGCGUAAUGUUGUUACCUCAUCACCAGGCAGCCGCCCCUGCCCUACCCGAGGAGAGCGCCUCCGCAACACGUGCCCACAGCAAUAACAACAACAACAACAACAACAACAACAACAACAACAACAGCCAUCACAGCAGUCCCACGUUCUCAAACGCCCUCCCAGAGUUCAUGGAAUGCGUCAUUGAUUCAAGCCUCUCCUCAGUGCAUGAGGCCGCUACUACAAGUGAACUCAGAACAGACAGGGUCUUGCCCAAUCAGGGAGCAUGGGCUGGUUUCAUCUGCUCAACUCCCAAGCCUUCGCCAGUCAGAAACCUUCCCUUUUCACCCUCGCAGUUUCUCAACCAGUCGAUGAGCCCAGAACACUCCGACAACGACAGCUUACCAAUGAGCUCGCCCGUGGACACCAAGCCUCUCAUCGACCACACUAUCAGGCCCCAGAAAGAGAAUGAAAUGUUCAGAACUCCAAACAUCCGUCGUUCCAUCCUGGAGUCUUCCCCUUGUACGCCCACACCCUUCAGGUCUGCCCUGGCCAUGCAGGAGGCCAAGUACGGACCCCUCAAACUACUGAACUCCUCUCUAGAGCAGCAGAUGGUAGAGUCCAUCAAGCAGGAGCCGAUGGAGUGCGCCAUCGAGCAGCCACCUCUGAAGAAGAUAAAACAAGAGGUGGAGUCCGCAUGCGAGAGGAGCCCGUGUAUGCAGUGGGAAGGACAAGACCUUCACACACAGCUCUUCUCCCCAAACGGCCCCGCACAGGAAGUACCUGACCUUCUCACUAGCUCGUUACUGAGCGAAGAUGGACACAAAAUCUACCACCUCCCUCGCAGAGGCAUGGGCAGCCCACUACAGCAGCUCAGCUCCUGGGAGCAGGUGACCUGCGGGAAAACAGAGGAGCACGUUUUGGCGUCGGAGCAGAGCCACAAGUACAUCAACACUUACCCUACGAGGACACUGGUCAUGUAGACACAUGAGACACACGUUGAGCUGGAGAGAUCGACACACCCUGCGCUGGACGCAGCGCCGCGGAUUACAUAUUUGUUGUGGUACAACAGUUGGGAGAGGCUCUAUGCCGAUGGUGUUUUUACACUCACACUUGUUGGAUUUCAACCAACCAAAGACUAAACUUUUUUUUAUACAGAAUUUGCUCUGGGUUCUGUUGUACAUCUCAUUACCUUUGGUUUUGUGUUAUUAUUAAUGAUGUUGUAUUAUAAAUGGGAAACGGUGGCUAUAUAAUUUGCAUUGGGCUGUAUUAUUAAUUCCGAAUUUUGAUAUUAAUAUAAAGAACAAGUUGAUUAAUUUAUUUCUUUUUGUUUUGAUAAUGUUGUUGUUUUCUUUCUUUUUUAUUUUUACAAUUGGCCAAUGGAGCAGUGUUGUUGUAAGUUAAGUAUUUAAGCCCUGUUAGCAUUAUCAUAAACCCAGAAAUCAUGUUAAUGAAUUCAAAACUGACCUCUUUAUUUCAGAAACUUUUCUGUUUUUGUCAUUUUUAUUUUUUACUGGCUACAGUGUGUCUACUGAGAAUUUCACGUGUUUGGUCUGUGCCACCUCAUGUAAACACUUCACGGAG
Messenger RNA from Epinephelus moara (kelp grouper), 2667 nucleotides. It is a transcript of the gene myb, whose product is annotated as v-myb avian myeloblastosis viral oncogene homolog. Bases 126 to 2066 code for a protein of 646 amino acids. Gene Ontology annotation, cellular component: nucleus. Gene Ontology annotation, molecular function: DNA-binding transcription factor activity, RNA polymerase II-specific; RNA polymerase II cis-regulatory region sequence-specific DNA binding. NCBI's taxonomy places the organism in Eukaryota, Metazoa, Chordata, Actinopteri, Perciformes, Serranidae. The transcript has 16 exons. Gene Ontology annotation, biological process: regulation of DNA-templated transcription. The record is from RefSeq and is a predicted model, not a curated record.